AGAAAAUACUGGAGAAGACGAAUGAAAUACUGGAGGAGGAAGAGAAUGUUCUGGCUCAGGAGGUGAUGCUGGAUGCCCUCAUGAGGUCCGAGUGCCACCAGAAGGAGAGGGCAUUCUGGGUCCGUGAAGACCAGCCCAGUCGGAUGUCGUCCCAUGACUUGGCAGAAGUUGGUGUCCUUGGCCUUGAAGAUCUUGUCCCGGCUGAAUCCGAGACCCUAUGUGUCAGAGGAGCAGCUGGAUCUGAAGGUGAAGUCUAUGAUUCCAAGGGCUGUGCCAAAGGAGCUUCAGAGGUGGUCGGUACUCAGGAGCCGCUUCCAGAGCAAAAGGAAGUCCACCUUAAGGACCAGCCCAACAUGGAGAAGAAUGAUCAAUAAGUUGAGGAGCUCUGGAGAAAAUCUCAAUACUGAAUUCUUAGAUCCAAACACUGAGCAGAGUGUGAACAAAGGGAGAUUUGUUCCCAAACUGCAGCAGGAAGAAGAGGUAGAAAGAACAAGAAUUCAGGAAGAGUUGGACAGACCAGAUGAAGUGAAACCUGAAGAUCUGGAAUCUUCUGUCAUGGAAAACUCUGGAACUACAACUAAAGAUCCAGCAGUCUGUGGUGAGCUUUUAUCAGACAACAGCAGGAAUUCUGUUCUGGAUCCUUCUGGACCUGAAAAGCUGCCAAAAGUUCCAACUGUUCAGGUGACAGAAAAAGAUUCAAGUCAACUGUCACAUUCCUGUUCUGAGGACAUUCACAUGAGGCAUGAUGUGAAAAACUGUGCUGGACCUCUAGCUGAACUCUCUGUGGGGAGUAAAAGUCUAAGAAACUCUCUUGAGGCUCCUAAGGAACUGAAAGUGGAACCUCCAGGAUUUCUGUCUGGAAAAGAACUGGUUGGUGAAGAUGGCAGUUUUUGCAACCCAGAAGCUUCUGUGAUCUCAGACCUGAACCCAGACCAUGCAGAGUUUGACCCGGGUGGAGAAACAGACUCUCCUCCUGUGUUGAAGCCAAGUGUCAAAUGGGAAACUCAUCAGUCCACUGACUUCACAACAUCCACUUUAUCCACAGCCGCUGUAGAUCCUCGUGUUGGACAAAAUGAGACUGAAGCCUCAGCAGGGAACAGUGACCUUGACUUUACCCUCGGUCCAAAAAUGACAGAACACGCCAACAAGAACAACAACAACAACAAUCGUCUGGGCCCGUGGACAUACAAGGAGUCUGGAGACAGCAACCCUCUUGAAAUGGACACAAGCUGUGGAAGCAGCACCAAAGUGUCACUUGACCCGCUACCCACAGAAGAAGUAAAGACUUCACCACCAAACGUACCAUCUGACCUCCCUCUAAUGUUUGAUCCAGGUGGAUGGGAGCUGGAUGAAGAUGUGCCAGACUGUCUUCAAAGCUCUGGUGCUACAAGGACUUCCCUGUGUGGUUCACCUGAGAUCCAGGUCGAUGGGAGCACGAUGGCGCUGACAGAUUUUAAAACCCCGGUCAUACUGGACAUGGGUUCUGGGUUGAUGAAGGCAGGCUUUUCGGAUCAAGACGGGCCUACAGCUGUACUGCCAAUGAUGAUUGGAAUACCAAAAUAUGAGGAGCUGAUGAACGGUGACCUGGAGAAGGACGCCUAUGUUGGACAUGAGGCUCAGCACAUGAGAGGUGUCCUGGUUCUGAAGCACCCCAUUAAAAAUGGAAUCAUUCAAAACUGGGACGACAUGGAAAAAAUCUGGCAUCACACAUUUCAGCAGCUGCGUGUGAAUCCAGAGGACCAUCCCGUCCUGCUGACUGAGGCAGCCAUGAACCCGGUGGCAAAGCGUGAGCGGCUGGUGGAGAUGAUGUUCGAGUGCUUCAAUGUUCCGUUCACCUACGUGGCCAUGCAGGCGGUGUUGGCGCUUUACAGCGCUGGCAGAUCCACAGGUCUGGUGUUUGAUUCGGGAGACGGUGUGAGCCACAGCGUGCCAGUGUUUGAUGGAUACACUCUACCUCAUGCCAUCCAACGCGUCCCUCUGGCUGGUGCAGAUGUUACGAUGCAACUUAAAAAGCUCCUUCAGGAGGGCGGAGUCAGCUUGUCCACCUCUGCAGAGCUGGAGAUUGUGAGGGAGAUGAAGGAGCGGUGCUGCUUUGUGGCUGUAGACUAUGAAGCUGAGCUGGCUGACGGGGAGGCGUCCUGCAGGGAGGCGGACUACGCCAUGCCUGAUGGCCAGGUGGUCACCCUCCACUCGGAGCGCUUCAGGGCCCCUGAGGUUCUUUUUAAACCAGAGUUGAUUGGACGAGAGCAUCCCGGGGUCCACGAGAGCAUCUUCAAAUCAGUCAUCAGCUCCGACCUUGACCUGCGACGUCACUUCCUGGGAAACGUUGUCCUGUCAGGUGGAAACACUCUCCUGCCUGGAUUCUCUGAGCGGCUCCAGGCUGAAAUCCGAGGCCUGUUACCUGGAAACAUGAGGGGGUGUGUCCGCAUCACCAGCCCCAAAGACAGAGAGUUCUCUGUGUGGAGGGGCGGAGCCGUCCUGGCGGCCCUGCCCACCUUCAGCGUGGCCUGGAUCAGUCGGGAUGAGUAUGAGGAGUACGGGCCGCAGAUAGUCGGCAGGAAGUGCUUCUGAGCCAGACGCCGGCGCGUCCUGCAGGCAGCCGAGCUCUGAUUGGUCUCCGGUCUCAUGUUCUGGACCGAGUCAAUCUGAUCAGUUUUAAAUAAUAUUGAAGGAUUUUAUGUGUCAUAUCUUUAAGUCUGACAGCAAAUCACGAAUGAAUUAAUUUGUGUAAUUUUCAUGUUUGACUGUCGAGCUGCAGCUGUUUCUGUGAAAUGUGAAAUAUUUCAGGGGAAGUAACUUUAAAUUUUUCUUCUUUUAAGGCUCGUUUUGUCUUAAAAAUUGCACUUUUUAACCCCCCCCCGCCCAUGUGACAUACGGUGGGGCUGUGGGAUACAUUAUCUCCUGAUGACUGUUAUAUUAAAAAAAAAAAAAAAAAAAAAGCAACACUUCAGGAGCAGUCUGCGUAAUUAUUAUAUAGUUUUUGUUCAUUUUUGUGUAUUUAACACUUUUUUAAAGAACACUGUAUUUUCUGUCCAUCUGUUCAGUUAAAUUUCACAUCAGCAUAAAAUUAAAUGGAACAAACUACACUCAAAGGUACCAAAACCUUAAAUCAUGUUUGAUGCUGAAGGCAAAGUUUUGUAUUUUUGUUUAAGGAUUUAAAGAAGCAUUUUGUUAUAUUGACCAAAAAUAGUAAAACCAUAAAACUGUGCCAUUGUUUAGUUUGUGAUGGCUUUUUCCAUUUGGAUCAAGUUUGAGGUGUGUGUGUGUGUGUGUGUGUGUGUUUUGGGGGAGACCAGCACUGAGUCCUGUGGUGUGCUUGACGGUUGUGUACGGCAUCCAAAAUAUAUCCGCAUGAAUUCUGACAUCUGUGGUCAUUGAAUAUUACUUUACAUACUUUUUUUUUUUUUUGCCAUUUGUGUUGUUGUGCCCUUUAUAUGUACAGGGUUUUUUUUUUUUCUUUGUUUUCUACGUGAAGUGGUUUUAACCUAAAUCUUGGGUCUUCUGUGGAAACUGCAAAUGUUGACCAGCACCAAUAACAUCAGUCUUAAGAACACGUUCCUGUUAAUGUGCUGUACUUUACAUUU
This is a messenger RNA of Thalassophryne amazonica, 3584 nucleotides long. RefSeq lists its product as uncharacterized. Gene Ontology annotation, molecular function: guanyl-nucleotide exchange factor activity. Gene Ontology annotation, cellular component: cytoplasm. The transcript has 10 exons. The coding region runs from base 154 to 2571 and encodes 805 amino acids. NCBI's taxonomy places the organism in Eukaryota, Metazoa, Chordata, Actinopteri, Batrachoidiformes, Batrachoididae. The record is from RefSeq and is a predicted model, not a curated record.